Molecule: messenger RNA, 559 nt
Organism: Cherax quadricarinatus
Lineage: Eukaryota; Metazoa; Arthropoda; Malacostraca; Decapoda; Parastacidae
Product: acanthoscurrin-1-like
Source: RefSeq, a predicted model, not a curated record
UAUAAAGUGCUGGACACCCACCUUUAUCAUCACAUUGUCCAGGUUCUCGAGCAAUCAACUCCUACAAUCAUGCGUUCACUGUCAGUGAUGGUGGUGUUGGCCGUGAUGGCUGGUGUUCAUGGUGGACUAAUUGGUGGUCUUGGUGGCUAUGGUGGAUAUGGUGGUCUUGGCGGUCUUGGUGGUCUUGGUGGUCUUGGUGGUCUUGGAGGCCUUGGUGGAUACGGCGGCUAUGGAGGAUCUAACGGUUUUGGUGGCUUGGGAGGCUAUGGUGGAGGAUUUAAUGGAGGAUAUGGUGGCCAAGGAGGACACACGUUUGUGCUGAGUAAGAGCCAUGGAAGCCAUGGAGCAUUUGGCCAGGGCGGAGAGCUUGGGUUCGGCAAAGGUGGUGGAUUCAAUGAAUUUGGCAAAGGUGGCGGUUUCGGCGGAUUUGGCAAAGGUGGAUUAGGAGGACUUGGCUACGGGAAGUAGGGCGUCUGGCAGUGCUGUUUCUUGACAACAUCCAGCAUCGUUACUUUCACUCCUUCUAACUACUACCAUAAUAAAUUACCUGAAAUAUGAA